AUGGCUCGUGCUUUCAAGAUCAAAGUUCCAGCUUCUUCCGCCAACAUCGGCCCCGGGUACGAUGUUCUUGGUGUCGGUCUUUCUCUAUUUUUGGAGUUAGAAGUCACCAUCGACUCCAGCCUAGCUCACGAGACCAACGAUGACCCCAACAACUGUAAACUGUCCUACACGAAAGAGAGUGAAGGUUACUCCACCGUCCCAUUGCGUUCUGAUGCUAAUUUGAUCACCAGGACCGCGCUCUACGUGUUGCGUUGCAACAAUAUUAGAAAUUUCCCAUCUGGAACCAAAGUCCACGUCUCCAAUCCAAUCCCUCUUGGUCGUGGGUUAGGUUCUUCUGGUGCUGCUGUCGUUGCAGGUGUUAUUCUGGGGAACGAAGUUGCCCAAUUGGGGUUCUCUAAGCAGCGCAUGCUGGACUACUGUUUAAUGAUUGAGCGUCACCCAGACAAUAUCACUGCUGCCAUGAUGGGUGGCUUUUGUGGUUCAUUCCUAAGGGACUUGACGCCACAGGAGAUGGAAAGACGCGAAAUCCCAUUGGCAGAGGUGCUUCCAGAACCUUCUGGGGGUGAGGAUACCGGCCUAGUACCUCCAUUACCUCCCACCGAUAUCGGCAGACACGUCAAAUACCAAUGGAACCCCGUUAUCAAGUGUAUUGCGAUUAUCCCACAUUUUGAGUUGUCCACCGCUGACUCCAGAGGUGUUCUUCCAAAGGCCUAUCCAACCCAGGACCUGGUUUUCAACUUGCAAAGACUGGCCGUCUUGACCACGGCUUUGACCAUGAACCCACCUAAUGCGGACUUGAUCUACCCUGCCAUGCAAGACCGUGUCCACCAACCUUAUAGAAAAACGUUGAUCCCAGGUCUCACGGAAAUAUUGUCUUGUGUCACCCCUUCCACCUACCCAGGCUUAUUGGGUAUCUGCUUGUCAGGUGCAGGCCCAACCAUAUUGGCUUUGGCUACUGAGAACUUCGAAGAAAUCUCCCAAGAAAUCAUCAACAGGUUCGCCAAGAACGGCAUCAAGUGCUCCUGGAAACUACUGGAGCCUGCCUACGAUGGUGCUAGCGUCGAGCAACAAUGA
Messenger RNA from Saccharomyces kudriavzevii IFO 1802, 1074 nucleotides. RefSeq names its product homoserine kinase (gene THR1). Gene Ontology annotation, molecular function: homoserine kinase activity; ATP binding. The record is from RefSeq and is a predicted model, not a curated record. The transcript has a single exon. Gene Ontology annotation, biological process: L-threonine metabolic process. NCBI's taxonomy places the organism in Eukaryota, Fungi, Ascomycota, Saccharomycetes, Saccharomycetales, Saccharomycetaceae. Bases 1 to 1074 code for a protein of 357 amino acids.